Molecule: messenger RNA, 624 nt
Organism: Hyaloperonospora brassicae
Lineage: Eukaryota; Oomycota; Peronosporomycetes; Peronosporales; Peronosporaceae
Source: the annotation of a GenBank genome assembly
AUGCCGUCGCUCCUCGUCGUGUCUGCCAUGUUGGCCGCCGCUGCCUCUGCUGUUUCGGUGAACAUCAAAGUGCACAGCAGCCUCGCCAUGAAGUUCCGUGAAGUAACGGUCAUCAAGGACAACGCCGUGUGCCCCAAUGGCGGCGACGUGCUCAUGUGCGAGAGCCUGUCGUACGAGUGUCAGGACGAUGGGAAAGGCGGUCGCGCGUGUCUCGAGCGCGACGACUCGUUCCUGGACGCUGUGGACAACAACACGGCGAUUUACUGGGCCGAGUGCGGCGUCGUGGACAAGUCGAAGCCGACCAAGUGCCUCCAACCGUUCGAUUGUAGCUGCAACGACGAUGCCAACUCAAAGUGCUUCUGCAAGCCGCCGGACGCGUGGCGCGCGCACCGAGGCGUUGCCAAGACGUGCGUCACGUCGAAAGGCAAAGAGAACGCGUGUGACUCGGGCAAGUAUUGCCGCACUCACGACGACAAACAAGAGUGUGCCCCGAUGCCGUAUCCCCCCACGCUGACGACGCUCUAUAGCGACUGCACGAACGACAAGAAAUGCGACGAAGACUUGACGUGCAAGGCGUUCGACUCGUUUUCCAUGUGCUUGGAGAACAAGGAGAAGCAGAGCUAG